UUUCACUCAAAACUAACUAACACAACAUGGGUUUGCUCCUCUUUCUCUGCCUUGUGUCCAUUUCGUCUCUCCACAGUGUUGGCUAUGCUGCUUCAGCUGGUAAAGGACCCUAUUAUCUCGACGCUCUUCUCCCAAAUGGAGACUUUGAAGAAGCACCCAAGUCCACAAACAUGAAGAAGACAGUGAUCGUGGGCGAGUACUCACUUCCCAAGUGGGAAAUCAAGGGUUUGGUGGAGUACAUCACGGGUGGACCCCAGCCAGGUGGCUUCUACUUUGCCGUGCCACGUGGCGAACACGCAGUGAGGCUAGGCAACGAGGCUUCAGUGUCUCAAAACGUCGCCGUUAAGGCAGGCGCAAUAUACUCCCUUACGUUUGGGACCACAAGGACUUGCGCACAGGACGAGGCGUUGAGGAUCACGGUGGCUGGUCAGUCGGCUGAUCUGCCCAUUCAAACGCUGUACAGCAGCGAUGGUGGCGACUCUUACGCUUGGGCUUUCAAAGCCACUUCUAAGGUUGUUAAAGUCACUUUUCACAAUCCUGGUAUUCAAGAAGACCCCACUUGUGGGCCUCUUUUGGAUCACAUUGCUAUCAAGGAAAUGAGACCUCCCACCUAUGCUAGAGGUAACUUGGUGAAAAACGGAGACUUUGAAAAUGGUCCUCAUGUAUUCAAGAACUUCUCAACUGGAAUCUUGCUCUCACCCAAGAUCCAAGACCUAAUUUCACCACUUCCUGGAUGGAUCGUUGAGUCACUCAAGCCAGUCAAAUUCAUAGACAAAAAGCACUUCUCCGUCCCCUCAGGGCUCGCCGCGAUCGAGUUGGUCGCGGGGAGGGAAAGUGCCAUUGCCCAAAUCAUCCGAACCGUUUCGGACAAGUUGUACAGCCUUAGCUUUACCAUUGGAGAUGCCAAGAAUGGUUGCCAUGGAUCUAUGAUGGUUGAGGCUUUUGUAGCUCAUGAGACCCUUAAGGUCCCCUUUGUGUCACAAGGAAAAGGUCAAUUUAAAACUGCUAGCAUUAAGUUCAAAGCAAUUUCCAAUAGAACAAGGAUAACGUUUUACAGUGCUUACUAUCACACCAAGCUUCAUGAUUAUGGACACAUGUGUGGCCCUGUCUUGGACAAUGUUGUGGUUUCCCCAAUCUACUAAUUUUUCUUUCUUUUUUUCAAAAAAAAAAAAGAAGAAGAAGAAGAAGCUAAUGUUACUUUGGGGAUUUUUUUUUAUUUGUGCUAUUUUUGUAUAAGAGAAGUGCUUAACAAUAUUUUCCUUUUUCCUUUUUUACACGUUUCUAUCAAUUGUAAGAGUAUGAACAGUCAAAGAGAGAUAAUGAGAAUUUUGUUAGUAUUUCUCUUUGUUUAAAGUUGAAUGGCUCAAUCUUUGUAGUUUGAAAAGAGCCAUUGUUCUCUAAUUGUGGGGACAAGGGUUUGUGUAACGGCGUAUGUCUACACUUUUCUUAAAAAGAAGGGUGAUGUGAGUCACAUUUAUGAAUCUUUUGUGGACUAUAAUUUCAAACAA
Messenger RNA from Humulus lupulus (European hop), 1508 nucleotides. Its product is annotated as protein TEEBE-like. The transcript is spliced from 3 exons. NCBI's taxonomy places the organism in Eukaryota, Viridiplantae, Streptophyta, Magnoliopsida, Rosales, Cannabaceae. The record is from RefSeq and is a predicted model, not a curated record. The coding region runs from base 27 to 1142 and encodes 371 amino acids.